This is a messenger RNA of Branchiostoma belcheri (Belcher's lancelet), 2203 nucleotides long. RefSeq names its product beclin-1-like. The record is from RefSeq and is a predicted model, not a curated record. The transcript is spliced from 12 exons. Gene Ontology annotation, cellular component: phosphatidylinositol 3-kinase complex, class III, type II; phosphatidylinositol 3-kinase complex, class III, type I; phagophore assembly site. The coding region runs from base 331 to 1779 and encodes 482 amino acids. NCBI's taxonomy places the organism in Eukaryota, Metazoa, Chordata, Leptocardii, Amphioxiformes, Branchiostomatidae. Gene Ontology annotation, biological process: cellular response to nitrogen starvation; late endosome to vacuole transport; autophagosome assembly.
AAUUGAGCAAGCGCAAACUGUAGUGCAGAAACUUGAGAAAGGGAGUAUUUUUGCGGGAAAGUUGAGCUUUGAUCGCCGUUUUCCUGUCAAUAUAACCUCCUUACUGCAACCCCGAUCGGAUGUCUAUCUUCUUAGGUCCUCCAUGUCAAGUUUUCAUAGCUGUCAAGAAAACUGGACGUAACCAAGGCUAUUUUGUUUGGAUUUACUACCGACUACAGGAUCUUAAAGGUGGGAGGGGGGCGCCUGUGUGACGAAACCGUCACCUGAUUUUAUUAUUACCAGCCAUUUCACGGCUUUUCCGUCAGACUGAUACAAAAUCAGACGACAGUUAUGGCUACAGCACAGCCACCGGUAGCGGAGAACCUUCCCGCCCCGGCUCCUGUUAGCCAGGCGGGCUCGGGAACGGCGGCGGGUGGGGGACAGGCGGCCGGCGGGACGGAGAGCCCAGCCCCGGGAGCGGCCUCGGGAGGGCCGCCCGCUCAGGUCAGCUUCGUGUGCCAGAGAUGCGGGCAGCCGCUCAGACUGGACGCAUCUCUCACAGCGCUGGACCAGGGAACCAUCGAUGAGCUGACCGCACCGCUGGUGUCAGGGGAGGAGGGGGAGGGGGUCAGGCAAGAGGAGAGGGGGAGACAGGACAGCCGGUUUGAGGAGGCUCGGGAGGACGGAGUCAUCAGGAAACUCAUACCUGCCGCUAGGUUGACCUCGGUGGAGAGCGGCAGUGGUUUCACCCUGAUCGACGCUGACGGCAGAGACAACCCCAGUCAUAGGUUAAAGGUCACCAGCCACCUGUUUGACAUCAUGUCAGGACAGACAGACGUGGACCACCCCCUCUGUGAGGAAUGCACAGACACCCUCCUAGACCAGCUGGACCAGCAGCUCAGGAUUAUAGAGGAUGAGUGUAAGGACUACAGAGAGUUUCUGGAGAAGCUAAAGCUGACAGAGGACCACAGCACAGAGGAGCAGCAGCUACAGACUCAACUUAACAAGUUGAAGGCCGAGGAGAAGGAGUUGAUGCGUGUUCUGGAGCAGGUGGAGACGGAACGUUCCGACAUCGCGCGGGAGGUCGUCGUGGAAACGGCCGAGUCGGAACGGCUGGACCAGGAGGAGGAGAAGUACUGGCAGGAGUACGGUGAGUACAAGCGGCAGCUGCUGGAGCUGGAGGAUGACCAGCGCAGCGUGGAUAACCAGCUCCGCUACGCUCAGUACCAGCUGGACAAACUACGCAAAACCAACGUCUUCAACGCUACGUUCCAUAUAUGGCACAGCGGCCAUUUUGGGACCAUCAACAACUUCCGUCUGGGCCGCCUUCCCAGCGUGCCCGUGGAGUGGAGCGAGAUCAACGCGGCCUGGGGUCAGACCGUGCUGCUGCUCCACUCACUCGCCAAGAAGAUGAACCUCAAGUUCGAAAGAUAUCGGCUGGUCCCCUACGGUAACCAUUCCUUCCUGGAGUCUCUCACUGACAAGUCUAAGGAGCUGCCACUCUAUGGCUCCGGUGGUUUCCGGUUCUUCUGGGACACGAAGUUUGACCAGGCGAUGGUGGCCUUCCUGGACUGUCUGCAGCAGUUUAAGGAGAGGGUGGAGAGGGGGGAUACUGGCUUUUGUUUACCUUAUAGAAUGGCCAAUGGGAAGAUAGAAGACACAGGAGGGUCCGGGGGAUCCUACUCUAUCAAAAUCCAGUUCAACUCGGAGGAGCAGUGGACGAAAGCGCUGAAGUUCAUGCUGACCAACCUGAAGUGGGGACUGGCCUGGGUCUCCUCCCAGUUCACCCACAAACCCUGAUGGGUGUUUUCACCUCUUACCCUACUCUCCAAGCAGAGGUUUAAAAAAGCCUAAAACACACUAAAAACAACCCCAAAGCUCUGCUUGGAGAGUAUGCUUUCUCAAAACUGAUACCCCCAGUCCUAAGGUGGCAGGAGACUCAUGGGCCCCACCACAGCCCCAUAUUAGCUUCAACUUUGUAAGUUCCGGUUUCAAAAAACUGAAGCUGAAGGAUUCUUUUCUUUGAUACAAAAGAUACAUUGUACAUUUGAAUUUACUGUUAUAAGAAUCUGUGCUAUGCCCUUUGGGGUACUAGUAUGUGAAGGUGCAAUAAGUGUUUUGUCCAUUUGGCCAUUCUUCCAUCCAGAUCAGUUAUCUAAGUAUCCUACAUACGUCGAUGAAGGUUAGACAUCCAGGUAAUACGAUAUGCCAAAAAACAGUUACU